AAGAUGAAUCAUGUUUUGAUUAUAUGCUUAUUAUGAAGGAAUUGGGAAAGCGAGGGAAAAUGCCGGAUUAUGUGGCCAUCAAAUAUAUACUACAAGGUAUUCCAGACUUAGAAAUUAAUAAAAUUAUGCUCUAUGGAGUUACAACAUACGCUGAACUAAAGGAGAAGCUAAAGUUAUACGAAACAUUUAAGAAAAAUUCAGCUAAAGAUAAUAUAAGAAAUAAUACGUUUACAAGUCAUUCACAAAAUAAUCCUAGAAGAAAUACGGCGGCUACAGAUUUGAGAUGUUUUAGCUGUGGAGAGAAAAAUCAUGUGUCUGAAAAUUGUCCUCAUAAAUUGCAAGGCAGGAAAUGUUUCCGAUGUAAUGAGUUCGGUCAUAUCGCUUCAGAUGAAAAUUGUCCUACAAAAAAGAUGGCGGUUUCGAAAACGAAUUACAAAAAAUCGUCGCAUAUAAGUUCGGGUGACAAUCGGCAAACUUCGGAGCAAAUCGGACGACGUGAAUCUACUCAGGUUGGCACUACUGAACGACGAGCACCGGCCAAUCAAAUCUCUAAGCAAGCAUUCUUCAACCUAUUGCAAGACGGCGAAAACAAUCCGAGCGAUGUUCAAGGCGAAGUCUACGUAGCUACGACCGACGUGAAGCGAUGCGCAUGCACUAGUUCGAAUUGUUCGUGUUACGAGAUUGCCAACAUGACAACGCGAGACGGCGCUGUGAUUGGCUGUAAUGACAAGAUGGCAGAUAAGUGCAAUAACAGUGACGUUUGCAAUGUAAACAAACAAAAUAGUGAAUCAAGGUGCCGGGUAAAACCUAUUAAAACAGUGUAUUUGUGUAGUGAAACGGCGAACGCUUUAAUAGAUUCGGGUUGCGACGUAAAUUUAAUGUCUGUAGAUCUGUAUAGGAAAAUUAAAACCAUACAAUGUGAUACGAAUUCAAAUAUAACCUUAGUUGGUUUGGGUUAUUCAAAAGUUAAUACGUACGGCUGUGUAACUUUAGAUAUUAUCAUAGAUAAUUGUAAUUAUGAAAGUGUAAGGUUCUAUAUAAUGCCUAACGAUUCUGUACCAUUUCAUAUAGUUCUUGGCAAUGACUUUUUACAAAAUAUUACAUUGGUUAUGAAAGAUGGUAAUGUUUGGUUGUUUCCGAAAAAUGACCGAAUGAAUCCUAGUUGUGAAUGGUUGCAAAAUAUGUCGUGUUUUCUUACUUUCCCCGAUUGUGUGAAUCAUGCCUUAGAUCCAAAAAUCAAAGAAGAAGUUUCCAAGUUAGUCCAGAGUUAUGUACCCCAGCAAAUUAAAGAAGUCCCGAUUGAAUUGAAGAUAGUAUUGAAAGAUGACCUGCCAGUAUCUCAGCGAGCAAGACGCUUAUCUUUUAAGGAACAGGAGUAUGUGGAUUGUCAGGUACAGGAUUGGCUCGAGGAUGGAAUAAUAAGGAGGAUGAGUACCAAGCCUUAGAACGCUUGAAGGAGGUCCUGAAGGUAGCGUCGGAAUAUGGAUUAUGCAUCAAUUGGAAGAAGUCUCAGUUAUUAACAAGAAGAGUAGAAUAUCUUGGUCAUGUUAUUGAGAAUGGUAUUGUGAUGCCAUCCCCAGGGAAGACGGAUGCUGUUACAAAAUUUCCUGAGCCAUGCAGUUUAAAGCAGCUACAUAGUUUCCUAGGUUUGUGCUCAUACUUUAGAAAGUUUAUACCUAAAUAUGCACUUAUAGCCAAGCCUCUCACGGAUUUAUUAAAAAAGAAUAGCCAGUUUAAAUUUACUGAUGAGCAUAGAGCUGUUUUUCAUGAGUUAAAAAUGAAGUUAGCUUCCAGACCUGUGUUGAAAAUUUAUAAUCAAUAUGAUGAAACAGAAUUGCAUACAGAUGCAUCAAGUGUGGCCUAUUCAGCAAUUUUAAUGCAAAAGGGUGAAGAUGGAGCGAUGCACCCAGUUCAUUACAUGAGCCGGAGGACAACAGAUGCACAAGCUAAAUAUACAAGCUAUGAGCUUGAGGCACUAGCAAUAGUUGAAGGGGUAAAAAAUUUAGGCACUAUGUGUAUGGGAAACAUUUCAAAAUAGUUACCGACUGUAAAGCAUUCCAAAUGACUCUUAAUAAAAAAGACUUGGCUUUAUCUACUAGAGUUGCUCGGUGGAUUUUACUUUUGCAAGAUUAUGAUUUUACUGUAGAACACCGUCAAGGUACUGAAAUGAGACAUGCUGAUGCGCUUAGUCGAAACCCAUAUGUAGGAACAAUAACUUCUAACUUGCAUAAGGAUAUGCAGCAUGCACAGGAUGGUGAUGAAGGUCUUAAUGCAAUAAAGAAAAUUCUAGAAGAUGGAGGGUCGUACAAGGAUUAUUACUUAAAUCAGGGAUUACUUUAUAAAGGGCCAGAACACCAAUUGGUUGUGCCAAGUGCUAUGGAGACUGAGAUUAUUAAAAGAGCUCAUAACAAUGGUCAUUUUGCCAAGAAGAAAACAUUAGAUUUGAUAAGCAAAGAUUAUUAUAUUGAUAAAGUAGGAAGAAAAGUUGAAGAUUUUGUUGCAUCAUGCAUACCCUGUUUAUUAUCAAAUAGAAAGGAAG
Molecule: messenger RNA, 2539 nt
Organism: Manduca sexta (tobacco hornworm)
Lineage: Eukaryota; Metazoa; Arthropoda; Insecta; Lepidoptera; Sphingidae
Exons: 2
Coding region: 24-1445 (473 amino acids)
Molecular function (GO): zinc ion binding; nucleic acid binding
Source: RefSeq, a predicted model, not a curated record